This is a messenger RNA of Fulvia fulva, 279 nucleotides long. RefSeq names its product Ecp40. Lineage: Eukaryota; Fungi; Ascomycota; Dothideomycetes; Mycosphaerellales; Mycosphaerellaceae. The coding region runs from base 1 to 279 and encodes 92 amino acids. The transcript has 2 exons. The record is from RefSeq and is a predicted model, not a curated record.
AUGCAUUUCAAUACAGUAUCCAGCAUUCUUGUACUUUGCCUCUCUGUAGCCACACCGACUUCUGCGGAGCAUAAAGGUUUAUGUUGCGACACCUCGUUGACAUCUGGUACUCCAGCCUGUGGCAUUCAACAAUCAAGCUGUUGCCACAAUGAGUCCGAUCCAAUCAGUUGCUUAGAUGACUUUUCAGUGAUUAGAGUAGUCACUGGACAGCCUGCUGGUGCACGUGGACUAGCUAUCGAAUGUGGGUCUGGAGGGCAAAUAUGGUGCAUAGCUGUCUGA